AUGAAAGUUCUAAAAUAUGUUAUCGUCAUUGCUGCAGCUGCAUCGGCGCUUUUACCACCGCCACAGUCGCCCUUGAAUAUGGGGUGGUUAGGUGCCAGCCAAGAAUCCUUUCACAUUACGCAGGACGAGAGUAUUAUUCAAAGACAUAAUGAAGAGCUAGUGGCAGUAAGGUAUCCUACAGCCACUCGCCAUUCGCAAAGUGUGAAGAAACUCAUUACUCAGUUGGAUCCUUUGAGUGUGCACACUAUGAUCGAAGACUUUUCGGACUUUCAAAAUCGCUUCUUCAACGGAAGUGAGUAUAGUAUGAAGGCAUCAAAAUGGCUUUAUGCAAAAAUCAAUCAAAUAGUCACUACCAGCAAUGCAACAGGUAUUGCGGUGGAGCCUUUCGACCAUGCUGGUUGGGAUCAACCAAGUAUCAUCGUGUCAAUCCCUGGGAUAAGUGCCAAAACAGUCGUGGUGGGAGCCCACCAGGACUCCAUUACGAGACCAUGCUACCAAGUCCCACGAGAUUAUGCCCCCGGUGCUGAUGAUAAUGCUUCUGGGGUUGCAACAUUGCUUGAAGCGUUACGAGUCAUCUUGCGGGACCCUGCUUUUGCUCAAGGCCAUGCACCAAACACACUUGAGUUCCACUUCUACGCGGCCGAAGAGGUAGGGCUGCAGGGAAGCAAACAGAUUUUUGAUUCUUACUCUAGGCAGGGAAGGGAAGUCAAAGCUAUGCUAAAUCAGGACAUGACCGGAUAUACGGGUUAUGUGGGAACCAAUAAACCAGAGUGCAUUGGUGUUCUUACAGAUUAUGUUCAUCCGGGCCUGACAGAGUUUGUCAGAAUGAUGAUUACAACAUACUGUACAAUUCCCUAUGUGGAUACCGCAUGUGGAUAUGCCUGUUCAGAUCAUGCGGCAGCUCAUUCACAUGGGUAUCCAGCAGCAAUGACUUUUGAGUCAAAGUUUGGGGAUCACAGCAGAUUCAUUCACACCUCGCUGGAUCGUGCAGAUACAAUCAACAUUAACCACGUACUUCAGCAUGUUAGAUUGGUGAUUGGAUUCGCAUAUGAACUUGGGUUUGCUGCAUUUAAAAAUGAAGGCAUAACUGAGGAGCUCUGA
Molecule: messenger RNA, 1101 nt
Organism: Penicillium cataractarum
Lineage: Eukaryota; Fungi; Ascomycota; Eurotiomycetes; Eurotiales; Aspergillaceae
Exons: 3
Coding region: 1-1101 (366 amino acids)
Biological process (GO): proteolysis
Molecular function (GO): metalloexopeptidase activity
Source: RefSeq, a predicted model, not a curated record